AUGGAGAAGCAUGAUCAGGAGAGCGGAGAGGAAGAGGCAGAAAAAGUAGGUUUUUGAAAUACACAAGCGACGUGUGGCCUAGCAAUUUCAACAGUUGCAAAACUUCGGCCACACGAAGAAUAGACUGAACUCUAACUUAUAUGAUAUAAAUUUAAACAUAUUAUAGGAACACCGCACAGAAAUGGCGCUCUGUUGAGAAACUCUUUUUGCAGUAGAAAUUGAGCGACCUCGGGGCCGAGUUUGAAAAGUUAGGCCACGUUUUCAGUGGAAAAUUACUUCGCGGUCUAGAAAUUCUGCCAGAUUGCGAACAGCGCGCCCUUUCUGUCCGGUGCCCCUAUAAUAUCUGUAGUCGCAUUUUCGAGAAAAGACAAAAAAAAACCACUGAACAUUCGUUGAAAACAAGACGUCGACAUGAAUCCGAUUUUCAGAGUCUUGAAGAGCCAGAGUUAAAUUAUGAAAUUGAGGAGGCUAUGGAAGAAGUGAGCGAAUUUCAUCUCCUUAAAACAUCUUCCUUUUUUUCUAUAAUUUCAGGCAAUGUCCCAUUAUCAGAAUGACAUUGGCUAUCACGGAAAAAUGGUAUUUUCAAUCCAAAAAUUUGAAGAAAAACAAAUCCAAUUUAAGGAAGCGAAAACGGCGAGAAUGGCGAAUCAAAGAGAGUGGAGGGCGUGGUUGGGAACGGCGCCGGCGCACAAAAAAGUAGCGAUGUUACCGCGAAAAUCGGCGAUUCCACAACAAAAACCGAAAAAGUGGGCGGAGCCUAGAAAGGAAACGAGUCGGCCGGCGGGACUGAUGACUUUCGAGGAACGCGCCGAAUUAUUCCGCAAGGCCGUCGCGGAAGAAGCCGAGAAAAAGGCGCAGAAGGAGGAGAUUGCGGCCAAAAAAGUGAGGGCUUUUUUUUCAAAAUUUGAAACGGAAUACGUUGUUUAUCGACGGGUUAUUGGAAUUGUAAACCCACCAAUAACUAUUUUUUCCGUUUUAUUAACUUUGUAAAGAGAGAUUCGUGAAACCGUGAAAUUUUGCAGAAAGAAGAGCGCUGGAUCGCCCUCGGUCAAGCCAUUUGCGAAUUGUCGCUCUCCGAUUUUAUAUUGUCGGAUUCGGAGGACACAUCGGAGCCGGACGACGUGGCGACGCGCGGAGAGGAGAUUCUUUCGGCGACGACGACGUUCGGCCGAAACGUGAAAGCGUUGCUCGGCGAGCCCGUCGUCCGCGGCACCAUUUUCGCCGACGGCUGCCGUUUUGCCGCCAAUUUGAUGCAGGUCAACAUGUCGUCGGUGGCCGCCCGCCACAAAUCCAGACGCGACAAACACAUUUUGUAG
Molecule: messenger RNA, 1316 nt
Organism: Caenorhabditis sp. 36 PRJEB53466
Lineage: Eukaryota; Metazoa; Nematoda; Chromadorea; Rhabditida; Rhabditidae
Source: the annotation of a GenBank genome assembly